Lycium ferocissimum is the source of this 2544-nucleotide messenger RNA. RefSeq lists its product as uncharacterized. Lineage: Eukaryota; Viridiplantae; Streptophyta; Magnoliopsida; Solanales; Solanaceae. The record is from RefSeq and is a predicted model, not a curated record. Bases 1073 to 2218 code for a protein of 381 amino acids. The transcript has 8 exons.
GCUUCGAAUAUAUCACAACGUGUGCAAGUGAAGGAGAUGAAAAUAUCAGGGUACAAGAGCCAUGAUGCUCAUUUUAUAAUGCAUUACCUUCUCCAAGUUGCUGUUAGAAAAGCUUUGCCCAAGAAUGUUUCGCUGACCUUGAUUAGUGAAUGAAAUUAAGUUUGGGGGUCCGGCCCAUCUUCGUUGGAUGUAUUCCAUUGAGAGGCACCUAUGUAAGUUGAAGGGGUUCGUUCGCAAUCGAUCUUGUCCAGAAGCAUCAAUAGCAGAGGGGUUCUGGCUGAAGAGUGCUUGACUUUUUGUUCGAGAUACCUACACGAUGGCGUGAAGACAAGAUUUAGUAGGUACCAAACUGAGGAUGACGACUGCCUUCAAAAUUUGUCACCUAUAUUCCCUAACAUAGGUCAUCCAAUUGGAAGAGAGAAGAAAAAGAGAAACACUUUUCUUAUGGAUUCACAAUCCAAAGAUGAAGCACAUCGGUAUGCUCUGUUCAAUACUGGAGAUGAACAAGUGGAGAAGUUAAUUGAGUAAGAUAAAUUAUAUAACAAAUAUUUACAUUUAAACUUCAUUAUUUGCAUUUUAACUUCAUUUAUAAAGGCCUAGUAAUUUAAUUUUUAAUUUUCAUGAUUGCAGGGAACAUAAGAAUUUGAUAGGUAAUCAUACUAGAUAAAAUGCCUGGGUAAGAGCAAGGAAUCAUAGUGGGGAAUUCAGUAACUUGUUUGAAAAGAAAGUUGAAAAUGUUGAAGUGCCAGAUUAUUUACGAGGGCUAGCUCAAGGGCCUAAUUCGGUGGCCAAAAGAUAUACUGCAUAUUUUAUUAAUGGAUACCGAUUUCAUACGAAAACCCGAGAUGCACCCCGCAAGACUCAAAAUAGCGGAGUGACUUUAUCAGCAACAACUGAUAGUUUUGCUAGUGCUAGGGACCAAAAUCCCAUUGAUGGAGAGAGUUCUGAAUAGUCAUGGAUGAAGAAGACCGGGCUUUAAGAAAAAACAAAAAAGCAAAAGGCUCAAUGUUCCUUCCAGCUGGAUCACUUGCCUCGUUGGCAAACCAAAUGUCGUUGAGGGGAACAAAAAGAAAUGUUCAAGCUGUGCUCAAAUAGGAAAAAACAGUUACCAAGGUUAAGAUCCCAAGUGCAAACUCAAGUGCAGCAAGUGCCAAUUCAUUCUACCUCUCUUGUAGAACAAGUACAACAAGUACCAAGGCAUUCAACCACUUCUGCAGCACAAACAGUACUAGAACAAGUGCAGCAAGAGUCACUGCAUCCUACCCCUUCUACAACACAAGCAGUACAGGAGCAAGUGCAACAAACGUCACAAGAUUCUACACCCCAAGAAGCAAAUGAAGAAUCUGAGGAACAGGGUCCUUCCACGAAAAAAAAAAGAGGUAGAACACAAAUGCAAAAUGUACAUGGACGGAGUGAGCGUAAAUUGAUCGUGCUAAAUAAGCACAACCAACCUGUUGGUCCUACUCAAGCGAUCGUAGCAGAGUUAGGUAGCUUCCUUGGCACAUUGGCAAGGAAUUCGACCUUUUGUCCUGUUAACGUAUCAAAUUGGAGGAAACUGAAAACACAUAAAGAUAUGUGGAAAUAUACCAAGGAAAAAUAUAACAUUCCUGAUACUGCACAAGCAUGGGCUUUAAAAGCAAUUCAAUCUGCUUGGAGAAAGUAUAAGAAUUGGUUGAAGAAAAAACACUAUGUACCCUAUGCCAAUGACGAACUUCGAAUGGAAAACAGGCCCGGAUAUGUUCCACAAUCUCAUUUUAAGGAUCUCCUUGUAUACUGGAACUCCGAAAAAUCUCAGAAAAUGUCCAACACUAACACAGAGAAUCGCAAAAAGUUGAGGUAUCCGCAUACUGUUGGCAAAAAAAGCUUUGCUGUAAUUCGCGAGGCUGAAAUGGAAAGAAUAGAAACUCAAGAAAGCGAAGAUGGAAGUCAAUCAGUUGAUGCAUUUGCCGCAGUUAUGGGACCUGAUCAUCCGGGCCACGUAAGAUUGUAUGGGCGUGGGGUUACCAAAACUGUCUUGAAAGGGAAAGCGGGAGAUUCUGGACCCUCUUUAAAUGGUACUGAUGAACUGAUGAAGCAAAAAAUGGAGGAGAUGGAAGUGAGGAUGCAAAAAAAUGCAGGAAAAAUUCGACGCACAAACGGAGGUGAUGGAACAAGGUAUUACAAUGAACGUCAUUGCACAACUUCAGCUUCUAAACCCAGACUUAGUACUUUAUCCUAGCAUGCUAAGAUUCAAUUUUCGUUCGCGGGGAGAAGCUGCUAGUAGUAACAACCAAGGUGUUGAAAAUGAAGAAAUGGAAGGUGAUGAUCGGAGUGAAGACUUUUGAGUUGUUGCUGAAACUUUAGAUCUUUUGGGAAUGAUCUUUUGCUAGAUGUUUUAGGAAUGAUCUUUUGCUAGAUGUUUUAGGAAUGAUCUUUUGCUAUCAAACAAUUUAAAACUUACGCAAACUCUCUUGAAAUGCAUGUAAACUUAAUUAUGCAUAUUUGGGAAUUGCCAUUUUGCUUUUAUGGAUAUUACUAGCUUGCAGCCCAUUUGGAUUAUGAAAA